CCGCUGCCGCCGCGCCCGCCUUUCGCCACCCGCUCCGGUGCUCACGGCGGCGGCCAGGGCAGGGCAGGAGAACCGAGCCGAGCCGAGCCGAGCCCGGUUGAGCCGAGCGCCGCCGCGCCGGCCGCCCAUGUGCCGUGCGCCGCCGUCCUGACCUCACGCACAAAGGCGGGCCGGGAGGCGACGGGCCGCGCCUGGCAGCGCCGCCCAUGCACCGCGCGCAGCCCCCCGCGGCGGCUCGGCCCCGGCGGGCCAUGAGGGCGGCGUAGCUCGGACACCGCCGCGCUCGGCGCGGCCCAGCCCGGCCCGGCCCGGCCCGUCCGGGGGCAGCCGCGAACCGGCGGCGGCGCGGAAUGGCAGGAGGCGGCGGCGCCCCCUGGCGGGCGGGGGGGCGCCUCCCGGCGCUCGUGGUGCUGCUGGUGCUGCUGGUGGGGGCGGCGGGCGAGGAGAUCAACGCCGAGGCAUGGCUGCGGCUCUAUGGGUACCUGCCGCAGCCCAGCCGGCGGAUGUCCACCAUGCGCUCGGCUCAGACCUUCUCCUCGGCCCUCGCCGAGAUGCAGAAGUUUUACGGCAUUACCGUCACCGGCGUCCUGGACGAGGAGACCAUAGCGUGGAUGAAACGUCCCCGCUGUGGGGUCCCGGACCAGUUUGGGGCACGGACAAAGUCCAACAUGCGGCGGAAGCGGUACGCGCUGACGGGGCGGCGCUGGAGCCAGAGCCACCUCACCUUCAGCAUCCAAAACUACACGGAGAAGCUGGGUCGAUACAACUCGUACGAGGCUGUCCGACGAGCUUUCCGGGUGUGGGAGCAAGCCACGCCGCUGGUUUUCCGGGAGGUGGCCUACGAGGACAUCCGGCAGAAGCGGAAGAAGGAGGCUGACAUCAUGGUGCUCUUUGCCUCUGGCUUCCAUGGAGACAGCUCCCCCUUUGAUGGCCUCGGGGGAUUUUUGGCUCACGCCUAUUUCCCCGGCCCUGGCAUGGGGGGGGACACGCAUUUCGACUUGGAUGAGCCUUGGACGCUGGAGAACGCGGAUGUGUCUGGGAACAACCUUUUCCUGGUGGCUGUGCAUGAGCUGGGGCACUCGUUGGGUUUGGAGCACUCCAGCAACCCCAGCGCUAUCAUGGCCCCCUUCUACCAGUGGAUGGACACAGAGAACUUCCAGCUGCCCGAGGAUGACCUCAAGGGCAUCCAGCAGCUCUACGGUACCGCGGAUGGGCACCCUCAGCCCACCAAGCCUUUGCCCACCGUGACACCCCGGAGACCUGGCAGGCCAGACCAGAGACCUCCUAAACCUCCCCCUCCUGGGAAACCAGAGCGACCCCCCAAACCUGGCAGCCCGGACCGACCUGACCAGUAUGGCCCCGACAUUUGCGACGGGGACUUCGACACGGUGGCGGUGCUACGUGGGGAGAUGUUUGUGUUCAAGGGCCGGUGGUUCUGGAGGGUCCGGCACAACCGGGUGCUGGACAACUACCCCAUGCCCAUCGGACACUUCUGGCGGGGCCUCCCUGGGGACAUCGAUGCCGCCUAUGAGAGGCAUGACGGGAAAUUCGUCUUCUUUAAAGGUGACCGCUACUGGAUCUUCCGAGAAGCCAACCUGGAGCCCGGGUACCCACAGCCCCUGGUCACCUAUGGGCAGGGCAUCCCCUACGACAGCAUCGACACGGCCGUCUGGUGGGAACCCACAGGACACACCUUCUUCUUCCAGGGGGAUAGAUACUGGCGCUUUAACGAGGACACGCGCUCGGUGGACCCCGGGUACCCGAAGCCAAUCUCUGUCUGGGUGGGGAUCCCUCCCUCGCCCAAGGGGGCUUUCCUCAGCCCAGAUGCCUCCUCCACCUACUUCUACAGAGGCACAAAGUACUGGAAAUUCGACAAUGAGCGGCUCAAGACAGAGCCAGGUUAUCCCAAAUCCAUCCUACGGGACUUCAUGGGCUGUCACACGGAGCUGGUCCCAGAUCCCAAUCCCCGCUGGCCCGAUGUGGACCGACCCCCCUUCAACCCCGAUGGGGACGGGCGGACUGAAGGUGAGGAGGAGGAGGACGAGGAGGAGGAAGAUGAGGAUUACGAGGAGGAGGAUGGCCAGCCAGGCAGGGAUGUGGACGUGGUGGUGCAGAUCGACGAGUACACGCGCACCAUGAGCGUGGUCAUGGUGCUGGUGCUGCUGGUGCUGCUGCUCUGCAUCCUCGGCCUCAUCUACGUCAUCGUGCAGAUGCAGAGGAAGGGCGCGCCCCGAAUGCUCUUGUACUGCAAGCGCUCCUUGCAGGAGUGGGUCUGACCCUGGCUCCCUCCCCAAACCGCCCCUGCCACCAUGGUGCUAAGAUGGACCUGACACCCCCCUCCCCUUGUCCCCCACCACGGCCUCGGCUCCUCUACCCCAUUGUUGCUUGAUGGCUCCAGCCUCAGAAAAGGGGGGAUGCCCAACCCCCCCCCAGCCCCUCCAGAGCAGCCGGGCUGGGACCGGGGAUAGUCAUGGGGGGGCUGGAGGGCAUCCAGGUCCUGCCUGCUCCCCAGUGCCUGCACCUCCCCCCAGCCGUGACCCUCAGGCUGCCACCCAUCACGUGCCUGCCUCUGCCUCGGGGUCCCUGCAGGGUCCCUUCCUUCCAUGUGAGCCCGCUGGGGCUGGGGUGGUGAGCGGGCUGGGGCUGCUCACAAGUGCUGCGAGCUGGCAGGUCUCAGCCGCUGGCACCUGCAGUGGUGGGGAAGGGGGGGGCUGAGCUCAUGGCUGUGUUUCCUGUUGAACUGCGGGGAUACAGGGAUGUGGUGCCUAAAGACAGUGUGAGCUGGGAUACACUACCUUUGCAACCCCUCUGGGGCUCAGCUUAGCCCGGGCCCUGCUGCUGCCAUGGGGCAAAGCCCUGGGGCAAAGGGCAGUGGGCACGGCCGCCUUGUAUGUCUAUUAAACAGGUCGGGUGUGUGGA
This is a messenger RNA of Pseudopipra pipra, 2919 nucleotides long. It is a transcript of the gene MMP15, whose product is annotated as matrix metallopeptidase 15. Bases 351 to 2276 code for a protein of 641 amino acids. Gene Ontology annotation, molecular function: metalloendopeptidase activity; zinc ion binding. Gene Ontology annotation, biological process: proteolysis; collagen catabolic process; extracellular matrix organization. NCBI's taxonomy places the organism in Eukaryota, Metazoa, Chordata, Aves, Passeriformes, Pipridae. The transcript has 10 exons. The record is from RefSeq and is a predicted model, not a curated record. Gene Ontology annotation, cellular component: extracellular matrix.